This is a messenger RNA of Acipenser ruthenus (sterlet), 2140 nucleotides long. Its product is annotated as sialic acid-binding Ig-like lectin 10. Gene Ontology annotation, biological process: cell-cell adhesion. The transcript has 8 exons. NCBI's taxonomy places the organism in Eukaryota, Metazoa, Chordata, Actinopteri, Acipenseriformes, Acipenseridae. The coding region runs from base 116 to 1699 and encodes 527 amino acids. The record is from RefSeq and is a predicted model, not a curated record. Gene Ontology annotation, cellular component: cell-cell junction. Gene Ontology annotation, molecular function: cell adhesion molecule binding.
UGUGUCACAGAGGAGGAAGUAAAAAUGAGAACGUGUGAGCUACAACGUCUAGGACAGCUAAUUCUGGAGACAACUGAUGUAGUAUUUGUGUGGACUCGGCAGGGUAGUGAUUAAAAUGUUGUUCUGCUUUCUUUUUUCUCUUUUUGUGCAUCGGAUUGAGUCGAGUGACUGGGGCAUAACUCCCCCGUCGCUUUACGUCCUGAAGGAUCACACCGCUUACCUGGACUGCGAAUUCUCUUUCCCAAAAGGCCAUUAUUUAACAAAAGCGUACUGGUACAAAGAUGGAUACCUUUUUUUCUGCAGACCCCAAUAUGAUUGUGAUGAUUAUAGAGUUGUGUCUGACCCCAGGGUUAGCAUUUCAGAGGAUAUAUCUACGAGCAGGAACUGCACGCUGACCAUCAACAACGUGAAGAUAAGCGACAGUGGGAAUUAUUAUUUUCGAUUUUAUACAAACACCGAGACGCGGUAUGGUCUACUUGGCACUCGGCUUCAUGUAAAUGCACGGCCUGAGAACCUCACUCUAUCAGUGCCCAAUGUCCUUGAAGCAGGCAACCAAACCACCAUCACGUGUUCUGUGCACAACGUGUAUCCCAGCAAGUCCGCCUCGAUGCAGUUUGAGAGUGAUGGCAUUGAGGGCACAAGCACGCAGCAGACCCAAAAGAAUGAGGACGGGACGUGUGUAAAGACUGUAACAUUUACAUUCAUUCCACAACAUUUUCACAACCGGAAAAACCUCUCCUGCUCUGUAGCGCAUCCGAAUCUCACUCACACCCUGCAAGCUAAUGUCACUUUGGAUAUCAAAUACGGCCCUCGCAAUGUCAGCGUCUCUGUGACUCCAAGCGGAACCAUCAAGGAAGGAGACAGCGUGGUGCUCUGGUGUGGAGCAGACUCGAACCCGGGAGUCUCUCGCUACUCCUGGUUCAAGCAGCCCGCUGAGAGCAGCUCCUGGGUGGGCGUGAACGGGUCGGCAGUGGCCGAGCUCAGGAUACCCCUCGCGUCUCGGACAGACAGUGGCCACUACCGAUGCAUCGCAGAGAAUGCAGACGGUGAAGCAAGCGGAGCCACUUCGCUUGAUGUCCAGUACCCUCCAGACGUGAUGCGGGUGAGCCCCUGUGAUAACCGUAGCCUGUGCUGGGUGUGUGAGGUCGAGGCGAACCCCCUUGCAAACCUCACCUGGCUCGAGGACGGUGCUGCAGGACGGAGGCUGAUGUCGGGAGGGGAACUGCUCCACAAUGGCACUAGAACCAGCCUCAGGAUCCAGAUGGUGCAGCAAAAGGAGGAGCUCAUCUGUGCGGCAGUCAACUCGCAUGGACAGAAACAGGAAGUGAAGACAAUCAACAAGAAAGGUGGCACAGCAUUAAAUACUAUACUUCCAGCAGCAGUUGGGACCCUGGCUGCUUUCAUUACUGUUGUUGCACUGUUUUGCAUUGUGCGCAGAAAAGGAAGAGAGACCAGGCAGAGGGAUUCCUCAGCGGAGGCCAGUCCUGAAGUUAUCUACGAUGUGGUUCAGAAUCUCACAGAGGAUCAGGAGCUGGCAGCAAAGGUGAGCGAUGAAGAGGAGGAUCUGGUUUACGCUGAUCUGGACCUGGCUCCCAGAGGAAAGAGGAAGCCUGUCUCAGAGUCUGAGCUGACAGAAUAUUCGGAUCUCAAAACCGUGGCUCAGCUCAAAGCAGGAGACACAGCAGCAAGCCAGCAGUAACAUUAAGAGCGAACUGCACACAUUUGACAAUUUCUGCAUUUCUAGCAGAAUAGAUAAGUUAUGAAACUACUGCUUAAGGAGGGCUGUAUAGUUUGUAUGCUGUGCAAUAAACAGGAUGCCCCACUAGUUAGUCAUCAUAUAUAAUAUGUGAUUAUGAUACUAAACUGGAAUUUAUCAUAUAUUUUAUAUUUGUUUUAAAUUAAUUACAUUUAAGAUUUCUGUUUUGGAGGUUAUUUUUUUUCCAAUUCAUAAUGAGCUUACUUCAUACGCCUCUGCACUAUGUUUUUUUUUUGUUUUGCAAUAUGUAAAGGGAGAAUUCUUGCAACUAUUACGGGUUCACAUGGGCUUGGGUUAGUCAUCUUUCCUGUUCGAGAACAACUGGUACAGAAAAGGAAGCAACAAGCCACGAUGGCGACAUUAAAAAGUGUUAAGAAAAUUCAA